Molecule: messenger RNA, 2535 nt
Organism: Paramecium tetraurelia
Lineage: Eukaryota; Ciliophora; Oligohymenophorea; Peniculida; Parameciidae
Exons: 6
Cellular component (GO): cytoplasm; nucleus
Source: RefSeq, a predicted model, not a curated record
AUGUCAUAAGCCAAAGGAUAGACAAGCACAUACAAAAUUUUACCAUAUUAAUUCAUACAUGUCUUGGAUUGCAAUUCGAAUGUGACUAGAGUUGAGAUAGGCCCGUAAACUUUUAUUCGUCAAGACCAUGAAUAAGUUACGUCUGGUUAACAACCUCAAAAAAUGGUUGUGCUCCCAAAACAACACUAUUGCAUCAUUGAAAACCCAAUUGUGAAGGAUAAAGAUGGUUAGCCUACUAAGGAUCGAUAUGGUCAAUUUGUCGUUCUGCAUGGUGAACGAGAGAUUCGUUUCUUCGAGCAGUACAGCACUCCAUUCCCCCUUUUCCCAAAAGAAAACCUUCUUCAAUAGCCUAAAAAGCUCACAGUUGUAAAGGAAGGAAGUGCCUUGAAAAUAGAGGCACAACGUAACUUUAAAUAGGGAGAAAAUAAUAUUUUGGCAGGUGACUAGUACCUAUUCAAAGGUCCAGCCACUUAUUAUCCAAGAAUUGAGGAAAAGAUCUUGGGAUAAAUCGAUUCCAUUCUAAUUAAAGAGAAUUAAGCAAUUCUUAUCAGAGCAAAAUAAGAAGAAAAUGAUUCUAAUGGAGUUGUCAGAAAAUCAGGAGAGCAGUGGUUGAUUAGAACACCUGGAUACUAUCUUCCUUAAGUUUAUGAGGAGUUUGUCAAGAUAAUUGAUGCUGAGAUUUUGGACAAUCGCAAGGCAUUGCAUUUAAAAGCAAUUCAGACUUUCAAAGAUGUUUAUUCAAUUGAGAGAAAGGCAGGAGAGGAAUAUUUGAUAACAUCUGAACAGACAUCUGCACACAUAGUGGAUGUGUUUGAAGAAUUGGUCACUGUGAUAAAUUUGACCAUUUUAGAUCCAAGACAAUAUUGUAUAAUAGAGAAUCCAUUUGAUUUUGAAACUCAAAGAAACAAAUUUGGAUCCAAAGUGCUUGUUGAAGGUCCAAGAAGCUUUUUCCUUAGACCCAAUGAAUCUUUGCAAUAUGGAAUUCAAGAUUCCUACAUCUUAUCAGAGGAUCAAGCAUUGCUUUUGAGAGCAAAAGAGAAAUGCAAAUUCACUGAGAAGAAGUUGGCUAAGAACAAUUAAUUUGAAGAAGUUGAAGUGGACUAUGAACCAGGUAAUAAAUGGAUGAUUCAUGGACCAUGCAUCUACACACCUCCCAUUGUAGUGGAAGUGAUUGAGAAGAGAGAGAGAAUUCCUCUUGACAAGAAUGAAGGUGUGUAUGUCAGAGACACAAGAACAGGUUAAGUGAGAACUGUCUUUGGUGAAUCCUAUAUGUUGAAAUCCCAUGAGGAAUUAUGGUCUAUGGAAUUGCCAAACAACGUUGAAUAAUUGUUGUCAUCUCAAUAUUUCCAUACAGGUGGAAAGAGAGACAAAUGGAAGGUUGUUAGUUACAGAGCUCCCUUCAAUACAUCAGUGUAGGUCUAUGAUUACAAGACCAAGAAGACAAGAAUUGUAUUUGGUCCUGCUUUGGUAUGUUUAGAACCAGAUGAAGUAUUUACUCAAUUAUCUUUGUCUGGUAAAACACCAAAGACUCCUGGUGUUAAUUCUCCACUGAUGAAAUCACUGUUUGAAACAUCCGAUCAUGCUGUCUUGAAAUUACUCUUAGCUUACAAUUGGAGAUUUAAGGUAGAUGAAAAUAACAUUGAAUCAGCCUCCCAGAUCUUUGCAGUCAAAGAUUUCAUUGGAGAUCUCUGUAAUCAAAUGGCUUCUAAAGUCAGAGCUGCUGUUGCCUCUGUUGUUUUCGACAAAUUCCAUAAGACCUCUGCCAAACUCAUCAGAACAGCCAUCUUCGGUACUGAUGAAAAUGGCAAAAUCAGAAAGGAAUAUCUGAUGGUGAAGAAUAAUCUAGUCAUUACUAAUGUAGAUAUCAAAACAGUCGAACCAGUGGACAACCAAACUAGAUAGAGUCUUCAAAGAUCUGUUUCUUUGGCUAUUGAAAUUUCAACCAAGAAAUAGGAAUAGGCUGCUUAACACGUUGCUGAAUAACAAGAACAAUAAGCUUAGGGUGAAUUAGAUUAAUUGAGAAUUGAAGACGAUCUCAAAGCUGAAGCUGCUAAACAGAAAUUGCUUGAAAUGGAAAACAAAUCACAAGAAGUUACUUAAUAAGGAUCUGCCAUUGCAGAAGCUGAAGCCAUUGCCAAGGCUGAACAAAUCAAAGCACAAAAGGAAUAUGAAUUGGCUCAAUUGAGAGCAAGAGCCAAUAAGAUUGAAAAGGAAGCUGCUUUGAAACAAAAGCAAAAGGAACAAGAUCAAACCAUCAAGUAUGAACAAGAGAAGGCUGAACUUGAAAUCAGAAGAGCCAAGGAACUAGCUACAAUCGAAUCCAAUAAGUUUGAGCAAAUCAUCGAAGCCUUAGGACAAGAUACCCUUAUUGCCAUGGCCAAUGCAGGACCAGAAAUGCAAGCUGAGUUGCUCAAGGGAUUGGGAUUAUAAGGUUAUAUCUUCACUGAUGGUAAUAACCCUAUAAACUUGUUCAAUGGAGCCCAACAGUUAAUUGGAGGAGCAUUGCCUUAAUGAUAUUAUACAUAAAUCAUUAAA